Messenger RNA from Medicago truncatula (barrel medic), 1023 nucleotides. RefSeq names its product molybdopterin synthase sulfur carrier subunit. The coding region runs from base 465 to 776 and encodes 103 amino acids. NCBI's taxonomy places the organism in Eukaryota, Viridiplantae, Streptophyta, Magnoliopsida, Fabales, Fabaceae. The record is from RefSeq and is a predicted model, not a curated record. Gene Ontology annotation, cellular component: molybdopterin adenylyltransferase complex; cytosol. The transcript has 5 exons. Gene Ontology annotation, biological process: Mo-molybdopterin cofactor biosynthetic process.
UAAUAAUAACUCUCUAAUAAUAACUCGCAGGUACUUCUCUCUUUCUCUUGCAAUGAAAAGAGGCCGGUGAAUUGCGUCGCAGCAAAGUCCACUCCACACCACACGAGGUUGUUUCUACCCAAUCCUUACUGUUAUAUUACUCGUUGGCAUCAGAAUCACGUUAUUCUAAUUGCUCUGGUAACCUAAUAUCUAUUAUUUUCUCAGAAUAAAUGAAUUAAUAAUGAUCAUUGGUCAUUGUUGUCAUGAUUGAGUUUUUGAAGAUAUAGGGGCGCUAAAGCACCAGUGUUACAGAAUUUAAACAAACCGUUAUUUUCCGCAAACUGUGUUUUAACAACACUGUUUUUUAGAAACUUAAGACAUAAAGCUGUCGACUGUGAAGAAUUCAGAUUUUAACUCAAUUGAAUAAGGUUUGCUGGAAACAAGUGUUACACCAACUAGUUUGUCCAUAGCUGCUUACAAUAUUUAUGAUGGAAGGAAAUGUUAGUAUUGGGGAUGGAGACCAAACUCAAACCAAGAGAGAAAGUUCUUUGGUAAAGAUAAAAGUACUGUUUUUUGCACGAGCGCGGGAUCUUACCGGCUUGAGUGAGGUGCCAUUGGAGGUGUCAUCUGGAAGUACUACUCAAGAUUGUUUGAAAAAGCUUCUUGUUCAAUUUCCAAGUUUGGAAGAAAUAAAAGGGUGCAUGGUUCUUGCUCUGAAUGAGGAGUAUACAAUGGAUUCAACCAUUGUUAAAGACAAGGAUGAGUUGGCCAUUAUACCUCCAAUAAGUGGUGGUUAAUUAAACAACUUGUAAUUUUAUGACUGCUGCAGGGUGGAUAAUUCAACUUGUUAGUAAUCUUCUUCCUUCUCUCAAUUGAUUCACAAUACCUUGUUGUUAGCUAACAGUAACGCCGACUUAAGAUAUGUGAAUCUUGAAAUAAAGUCUUUGUAAAUCAAUUGAAUAAAUUGUCCAAGUUAUUGUAGUUGGUAUUUGUGAAAAUGUUGAUAUAAAUACAGAAAUUCAACCUUCAUUCUUAUGUCUUUUA